AUGGUUGCUGGUCUGCCGGGCCUGGAGAAACUGGACUCUAGCUAUGGGGCUAGGAGAGAACAAGACCCGGCUUACGGGAUAAAAGCACAGAGGUCUGCUGAUUUCUCACCAGCAUUCUUAUCUACUACCCUUUCUGCUUUGGAUGAAGCCCUGCAUGGUGGUGUGGCUUGUGGAUCCCUCACAGAGAUUACAGGUCCACCAGGUUGUGGAAAAACUCAGUUUUGUAUAAUGAUGAGCAUUUUAGCUACAUUAUCCAUCAAUAUGGGAGGAUUAGAAGGAGCUGUCGUGUACAUUGACACAGAGUCAGCAUUUAGUGCUGAAAGACUGGUUGAGAUAGCAGAAUCCCAUUUUCCCAGAUAUUUUAACACUGAAGAAAAACUACUUUUGACAAGUAGUAAAGUUCAUCUUUAUCGGGAGCUCACCUGUGAUGAAGUUUUACAAAGGAUUGAAUCUUUGGAAGAAGAAAUUAUCUCAAAAGGAAUUAAACUUGUGAUUAUUGACGCUCUUGCUUCUGUGGUCAAUAAGGAGUUUGAUACACAACUUCCAGGCAAUCUCAAAGAAAGAAACAAAUUCUUGGCAAGAGAAGCAUCUUCCUUGAAGUAUUUGACUGAGGAGUUUUCAAUCCCAGCUGUAUAG
Molecule: messenger RNA, 636 nt
Organism: Cebus imitator (Panamanian white-faced capuchin)
Lineage: Eukaryota; Metazoa; Chordata; Mammalia; Primates; Cebidae
Product: DNA repair protein RAD51 homolog 2-like
Exons: 2
Coding region: 1-636 (211 amino acids)
Biological process (GO): double-strand break repair via homologous recombination
Cellular component (GO): Rad51B-Rad51C-Rad51D-XRCC2 complex
Molecular function (GO): DNA binding; ATP-dependent DNA damage sensor activity; ATP binding
Source: RefSeq, a predicted model, not a curated record